Leopardus geoffroyi (Geoffroy's cat) is the source of this 6625-nucleotide messenger RNA. It is a transcript of the gene ZMIZ2, whose product is annotated as zinc finger MIZ-type containing 2. Gene Ontology annotation, molecular function: SUMO ligase activity; zinc ion binding. The transcript has 19 exons. NCBI's taxonomy places the organism in Eukaryota, Metazoa, Chordata, Mammalia, Carnivora, Felidae. The coding region runs from base 3072 to 5888 and encodes 938 amino acids. Gene Ontology annotation, biological process: protein sumoylation; regulation of transcription by RNA polymerase II. The record is from RefSeq and is a predicted model, not a curated record.
CUGGGGAGAACUCCAAGGGCAGCCAGGCUUCCCCAUGGCGUGUCCACUGGUGGCUGCCUCCACUACAGCAGUCAGGGCUGCUGGCAUAAAUGCAGUCAUGUGUCUUCCUCUUUCCUCAGUCCUGGGGUGGCUACCACGUACCCAUUUUACACAUUGUAAACCGAGGCUCAGAGUAGCGAAACCCUGUAGCUGGUCUCUGAUGUGUCCGGUGUCUGGGUCAUUCACAAAUGCUCCUUUCUGGGUGUUUGGACGACUCUAGUUAGCUGGUCAGUGUUGGGGCCUCACAUGUAGAGCGGUAGGACCUGCAGACACCAGAACCUGAGUCCUCACCUUGUGCCGUCGUGCUCACUGGAGCCGUCAUUUCUACCUCCUCUAAGCCCAUUUGACCCUGGUGUCCCUCCGGUUGGGGACUCGCCCUGGAACCAUGGGCUCCCUGCUCUGUGACCGUGGAGUAGGCCUGCCCUCCUAGGGUCAGGUGGCUUGUCAUGGGGCGUGCUGCCCCUGGGUGACCAGGCGGCCUGGACAGGGUGGAGUGGAAGAGGUUGACCCACAUUAACGUCUGCCUUUGGUUGGCACACAGGAGCCUGGGCGCAGCUGCUCUGAGGCCCUGGGGCAGGGGGCCUGAGUGGUGAGUUUUCUGGAGAAAGAUGGGGCACAGAAGCAGGGCAGUUCUGCCGAGGGGUCCCGGCUUCCAGCUGGCACUGGGGCACAAGCCCCAUGGGCCCGCACCGGUUUUCCUGGCUCUGUCUUCAAGGCCAGGAAGUGGGAGGAGGGUCUGCACUCAGAGAGCACCUGUCCAUUUGUGGGGAGCAGCGGGUUGUGGGGUGCCCCACUCGGAGAGUCUGGGUCUUCUCAGGGAGGAGAGCAGACUCAGUUUGGCAGGAAGUCACACAUACACCCAAGCACCCAGGCGUGCAGGAGCCUUAGGGGGAACUGGAACCGUCUGUGGUCUCCGUGGCAGAGAAGUCUCGGGGGCGAUGUAGGAGGCCUCCUGGGGCCCCUGCCCUGCCCCCUCCUCCCCGGAUCUCCGGGGCUCUCAGACUGGGGUCCCUGCGUCAGCAGCAGCCUGACCCUGACCCACAAGCUCUUUAGAAACAGGAGUCUUCCGGCCCCCGCCCUCCAGGUGAGUGUGAUGUGCCAGACAGGAGGCCCGGAGCAGAGUGGAGCACCUGCAGUCUUGGGGCUCUGCACCGGGCAGGGGGCUGGUCUCCCCCCUGCUUCUGGGACAGCUGAGUGGGCCCGGCCAGCCCAACCAGCCUGGGCUAAGGGAGCAUUGCCGGGGGCUUGUCUGUGGAGACCACGGGUGGUGGUGGUGGUUUUUCAAGUCAACUUGUAUUCUGAGAGAAUUCCGGAUUCACGUGCAGCUGUGAGAAAUCACCCUCGUAUCCUUUUCCUGGCUCCCCUGGCGGUGACGUCUCACCAGACGACGGGCACGUCACACCGGGAUGCUCCGGGAAUACGGGCCAGAUGCACAUCUCUCCUUCCGCACCUUCUUCUGUUCGCACCUGCUUCCCUCCUCCCCACCUGGCAGCUGGGCUCUGCUCCUCGCUUCUGUGAUUUCAUCAUUUCAGGAACAUUACAUAAAGGGAAUCAUACCGCGUGUAACCUUCGGGGACUGGCUUUUUCCACGGCUCGAUCCUCUGGGGAUUCCUGCUCGCUCUUCCUUUUCAUGCCCGCGGGCUGUGGACGCCCCACGGCUGGCUAACUUCACCCGAAGGGCGUCUGGGUGGCCGCUCUUGAGCUGCUAGGAGGAAGCUGGUGUAGACACACGCAUAGUUUUCUGUGAACCUCAGCUUGCAUGUCUCGAAGAGGAGUGCGGUCGCCCGGUUGCCUGGUAGCUGUGUGCUGACUUUCACAAGACGCUGCCAGACUGUUUUCCAGAGUGACCGCGCCAUUUUCCAGUCCUACCCGCCGUGGGUAGGAGAUCCAGUCCCCCCAGUCCCCCCAGCCCCGGAACUUGGUGGUGUCACUGUUGUAGCCACUCUGAUAGGUGCAUAGCGAUGCCUCCGUGUGGUCUUAGUUUGCACGUCCCCGGUGGCCAUGACGUCGGAUGUCUGUCUCUUCCUGAGCCGGCAUGCCGUCCGGACGACCUCCUCGCUAAAAUGUCUCUUUGUGUUCUCUGCCCAUUUUCUAUCUAGGGUGUUUAUUUUUCUUUUGAGUUUUGAGAAUUCUUUAUAUAUCCUAGAUACUAGUCCUUCGUCAGAGAUGCGACUUGCGGGCAUACCUGUCGCUCUGCAUCAGCAGGGCCUUUCUGAGAUGACUCCCCCUCUCCCUUGUGAGGACUGCACUGGUGUCACAUAUAAGGGCUCUUUUCUUGGUUCCAGGUCCCGAAGAGUUUCUCCAAAGGUUUUAUCAUUUUCUGUUGUUCAUUUACAUCCGUGGCCCAUUUCAAGUUAAUUUUUGCACAAGAUGUGAAGUUUAGAACUUUUGGUUUCGCUUGUGGGAGCCCCGCGUUGCAAUGCCGGUUUCCUCCGGUGCCUGGUCUGUGCCCUCUGUGGUCUGGUCCAUUGGUUGGCAGGUCCACCCAUCCAUAUCCACGGUGGCCGCAUCACCGUCCUGGAGUUGGACGGUAGGGACCGAGGACACCAGUCUGGCUGGGUGAUCCUGGCUCGCAGGCCUGUGUCUACCCAGAUUCCUGGGGCCACAGCCUUCUGGACCCACUGACUCCUGCAUUUUCUGGCCUCUGUUUCCAGAGUGGGACCUGGUCUGGGUGGCAGGGGAGAACAGCGUUCAGAGGGGAAGCAGAGCCAGGUAGGAGGCAGACCUGCCAACUGUUCUGCCCCAGCCCCGGCUCUGCUGCGGCUCCGGGACCCACUUACCUCAGUGCUCAGUGGCACGAAGGGCCGAAGGCAGAACCACCCGUGUCACAGUUCCCACUGUACCCCUUCCCUGCUCUGGGUCCCUGAUGAGGGUCCCCCCACAUGCACCUCCAGGACUAUUUACAGACGACAUGGUAACGUUGAGGUCCUUGGUCAGCACUCAGGAAUCCAGACCAGCCGAGUCCCACGUAAACAGCUGUGAGGACUACUUCCUGCCACCCGCAGACCCGGCCUUUAGGCUGCCCGAGGCCAAUGAACCCCAUGCACCCCGUAAAACCCGCCCUGCCCCCCACACCGCACGGUGAUGGUCCAUUUGCUUAUGAGCCGGUGCCUUGGCAGCAGAGCGCCACUCAGCCAGCAGGGUCGCUGUCUGUCGUCACGACCGUGUGGGGCGUCGGCAACGCGGCACAGAGUCAGGUUUUGGGGAACCCCAUGGGCCCUGCAGGGAGCCCCCCCGGCAGCUCUGUAAUGCCUGGUGUGGCAAGUGGUGGCCCUGCCCUGAACUCCGCACAGUGCCUCGGACAGCAGGCAUUUGGCGAGGGCGCUGCCAAUAAGGGCUUCGUGCAGCAAGGAGUGUAUGGCCGCGGGGGCUACCCAGGGGGCCCUGGCUUCACGGCUGGGUAUGCGGGCGGCCCGGGGGGGCCAGGGGGCCUGGGUCUGCCCUCACAUGCCCCACGACCCUCCACCGAUUUUACUCAGGCGGCAGCAGCAGCUGCAGUGGCUGCUGCUGCGGCCACUGCCACGGCCACCGCCACGGCCACCGUGGCCGCCCUCCAGGAGAAGCAGAGCCAGGAGCUGAGCCAGUACGGAGCGAUGGGGGCCGGGCAGGCUUUUAACAGCCAGUUCCUGCAGCACGGAGGUCCCCGGGGGCCCAGCGUCCCUGGCAGCAUGAACCCCACCAGCAUGGGAGGGCUGCUGGGCCCCUCUGGCAUGAACCCCAUGGGCAUGAACCCCACCCGGGCAGCAGGCAUGGCACCCCUCUAUGCAGGGCAGCGCCUGCCCCAGCACGGGUACCCUGGGCCUCCCCAGGCCCAGCCACUGCCCCGACAGGGGGUCAAGAGAGCCUACUCCAGCGAGGUUUAUCCAGGACAGCAGUACCUGCCAGGAAGCCAGUACGGACCCAGUGCUACCCAGUACACGUCCGGUGCCGGGCCGCCCCCUGCCCCGUCCUCCUACCCUGGGCACCGGCUGCCCCUGCAGCAGGGUGUGGGCCAGUCCCUGUCUGCCUCUGGCCCAGCAGGACUGCACUACAAGCCCACAGAGCAGUUCAACGGGCAGGGUGCCAACUUCAACGGGGGAAGCGUCAGCUACAGCCAGCCCGGCCUGAGUGGGCCCACCCGUUCCAUCCCUGGCUACCCCAGCUCCCCACUGCCUGGGAGCCCCACGCCACCCAUGACCCCCGGCAGCAGCGUCCCCUACAUGUCCACCAGCCAGGAGGUCAAAUCGCCCUUCCUGCCAGACCUCAAGCCCAGCGUGAGCUCCUUGCACCCAUCAUCCCCCAGCAGCGGCCCGGGUGAUGAGCUGCGGCUGACCUUCCCGGUGCGGGACGGGGUAGUGCUGGAGCCCUUCCGCCUGCAGCACAACCUGGCUGUGAGCAACCACGCGUUCCAGCUCCGGGACUCUGUCUACAAGACCUUGAUGCUGAGGCCAGACCUGGAGCUGCAGUUCAAGUGCUAUCACCAUGAGGACCGGCAGACCAACACCAACUGGCCAGCGUCGGUGCAGGUCAGCGUCAACGCCACCCCGCUCACCAUCGAGCGCGGCGACAACAAGACUUCCCACAAGCCGCUGUACCUGAAGCACGUGUGCCAGCCGGGCCGCAACACCAUCCAGAUCACGGUCACAGCCUGCUGCUGCUCCCACCUGUUCGUGCUGCAGCUGGUGCACCGGCCGUCCGUCCGCUCGGUGCUGCAGGGCCUCCUCAGGAAGCGCCUCCUGCCCGCGGAGCACUGUAUCACCAAGAUAAAACGCAACUUCAGCAGCGGCACCGUCCCCGGCACCCCUGGGCCCAACGGUGAGGACGGGGUGGAGCAGACAGCCAUCAAGGUGUCCCUCAGGUGCCCCAUCACAUUCCGCAGGAUCCAGCUCCCCGCCCGAGGCCAUGACUGUCGCCACAUACAGUGUUUCGACCUGGAGUCCUACCUGCAGCUCAACUGUGAGCGGGGGACCUGGCGGUGCCCUGUGUGCAACAAGACGGCGCUGCUGGAGGGCCUGCAGGUGGACCAGUAUGUGCUGGGUGUCCUCGUUCACAUUCAGAAUUCUGACUACGAGGAGAUCACCAUCGACCCCACGUGCAGCUGGAAGCCGGUGCCCGUAAAGCCCGACGUUCACGUCAAGGAAGAGCCGGACGGGCCAGUGCUGAAGCGCUGUCGCACCGUGAGCCCUGCACACAUGCUCAUGCCCAGCGUGAUGGAGAUGAUAGCAGCCCUGGGCCCCGCCGCCGCCCCCUUCGCCCCCCUGCAGCCCCCCUCGGCCCCGGCCCCAGCCCCUGGUGACUACCCCGGCCAGGUGCCAGCUCCCAGGCCUCACCCAACAUGGGCUCUGCUCUCAGGUUCCAGCUUCCUGGGACCCGGGACCUUCCCUGAGUCCUUCCCGCCUGCCACGCCCAGCACCCCGGCCCUUCCUGAGUUCACCCCGGGGCCACCCCCCAGCUCCUACCAGUCUGACAUUCCUAGCAGCCUCCUGACACCUGAGAAGUCUGUUCCCUGCCUCCCAGGCCAGAUGCCGCCAGCGGGUCACCUGGACCCUGCCCACAACCCAGGGGCUCCAGGGCUGCUCGCCCCCAGCCUUGGAGGGGCCCCAGGGCCCCAGCUGCACCAUCCAAACCCUCCCCCAGCAUCCCGGCAGCCCCUGGGCCCAGUGAGCUCAGGCCCCAUCGGCGAGUUGGCCUUCAGCACUGCCACAGGCGUGAUGGGGCCCCCCAUGUCUGGGGCGGGGGAGGCCCCGGAACCAGCCCUGGACCUGCUCCCAGAACUGACCAACCCCGAAGAACUGCUGUCCUACCUUGGCCCACCUGACCUCCCCACAAACAGCAAUGACGACCUUCUCUCUCUCUUCGAGAACAACUGAUCCUGUCGCCCCCGCCCAGCUGGCGGGGACACACCCGCAGAUGCCACCACACCCUGCCCCAGCCACCUGCCCACCACCCCCCUCGGACCUUGGAGGCAGCUGCGCUGGGUGGGAGGGGACCUCAGACACCCCGCCCCCGCCCAGCUCAGCCCCACCCCAUCCACCACCUGCUGCCCCCAACCCCAGCUGGGCCCCGUCCAUACACACCUGUGUCCCCAACCUCGCCCCUGGACCCAACCCCGCCUGCUCCCACCAGCCUGCAUCUUUUCCAGCGUUGACCCUUCUGUUGCAGUGACCCUGUGGCUCCCUGGCGAGGAGCAGGGCGGCCCUGUCCUGAGCCUGAGCUCGCAGUGGGAGCGGGUCCGUCUUCCCACCCGAAGCCUCAGGCCAGGGCCAUGGGGUAGGAGGUCCAAAGCACAACAAUGUACAUAGUGUAGAAACACUAAGAGCUCUGGGCAAGCAGCCGGGGACCCUGCGGGCUCCUGCCCCUCCUGGGUGCAGACAGCGGGGCAGAUGGCCAUGAGCUUCGGUCUCCCGGGGGUGGGUGCCCAGACCCAGCUCUGUGUACAGACUCCAGCGGGCUGCCCGAGUACCCCUUUUCCGUGAACGUGAAGAAUUGGUCCCGCUGUGUUUUUUAAAACUGCCUCUCCCACGUCCACCCCGGGGCCAGGCCGGGUGGGGGAGGGGGGGCCAGUCGUGUCCCCUGUCUGCCAGUCUCUAUUAAAGGACUCCCUCAA